GACCCUCCCGUUGCUAUGGCGACCUGGGGACUCCCUCCCUGCGGCCAACUACCCAGCGUGGGCCCAGUAAUGGCGCCUCCUCCUCUUCCUCCUCCUCCGCCUGCGCGGGUGUUUGCGGAGUUGCUGCCUCCUCCUGCUCCUCCUGCUGCGGCCGCGGCGGGGGAGAGCGAGGCUCCGCGGGGACCCGGGGCUCCUCCGGGGUGGAGGGAGGUCCGCGUGAGCGGCAGCGCGGAGCUGAGCGCCGCCCCGGACAGGGCCACAGUGACGAUGCGCCUGAGCAGCCGCAAAGGGGAGGCCGGCGCGGCACGGAGCAGCGUCGCCCGCAGGCUGGACUACGUCGCCCAGGCGGCCCGGCAGCGCGGAGGGGUCCCGGAGAACAAUGUGACUGUGACAAAAAACUUCAGUAGAAUUGACAAGGCUUAUAAGAUGGAAGCAGAGGUGUGCAUUACAUUUAGUGAUUUUGGGAAAAUGCAAGACGUUUGUAACCUCCUGGUUGAAAAGCUAGAUAGUUCUGUCAUCAUCAGCCCACCUCAUUUUUAUCAUACACUAGAGACUGUAGAUGCUCUUCGCCGUCAGGUAUGUCUUGCUGCUGUGGGAAGUGCUCAACAAAAAGCACAAGAAGUUUGCCAGUUGUUUGGCCAAUCAUUGGGGAAGCCUUUGUUAAUAAGAGAAGAGGAAGUGAAGGAAUGGGAAGGCCAUCCAGAAAGUCAUAUGGCCAGUUUCUCAGACUCACCCAGUUUGCAACAAAGACUCCAAAGUGCUACCAUCUAUGCCUCUUCAAGGGUAUUUGCUGUUUUUGAAAUAAAGGGCGACAGGAAGAGAAAAAGAGCAGCUCUUCUAAAUUUGAGCUAAUUUAUUACUGCCCUUCUGAAUUUGUAUUCCUUUUCUUUGAAAAUAAAAUGUUCCCAAGAAGAUCAGCUUCUUUAUCCAUAAUCAAAAAUUGAAGUGAAAAUAUUUCUUACUUUCUUGGUGACUAAAUAAAACUGUAACCAACUCA
Messenger RNA from Sceloporus undulatus (fence lizard), 997 nucleotides. RefSeq names its product interleukin 1 receptor associated kinase 1 binding protein 1 (gene IRAK1BP1). The transcript has 4 exons. The record is from RefSeq and is a predicted model, not a curated record. NCBI's taxonomy places the organism in Eukaryota, Metazoa, Chordata, Lepidosauria, Squamata, Phrynosomatidae. Gene Ontology annotation, biological process: immune response; canonical NF-kappaB signal transduction. The coding region runs from base 16 to 852 and encodes 278 amino acids.